AUGAUGUUGCUUUAUCCCUGUUUGCCCCACACACAGUGGUGUGACAAGCUGGAGGCUGGCAAGGCGCAGGGGGAGGGGGAGGGGGAGGCACGGACUGGGGAAGGUGCAUCUGCAGGGAAGGCGAAGGGGGGUUCGUCCAUCGAUGCGCUGCUGGCGAAUGAAGUGGCAGCACUCAAGAAACAGGUGCGUGCGUGUGGAGAGGGGGUUGAGGAAACAGGUGUGUGUGUUUUGCAGCGGCUCACAGCACAAACACCCAUCACUUCCCUCUCUCGCAAUCCUCUUUUCCCUCCCUCUUCCUCCCCUUGCCCCUCGUCUUGUCCCUCCCCUUGUCCUGAACGCUCUCACCUGCCUCGGUUCGUGAGUGUGGAGUCUGGGUGCAAGGCACUGCUGUUCGUGAGGAUUAGAGAGGAUGCCAGGAAGGGGGGGAAGGGAGAGAAGGGAGGAAAGCAGUUGGAGGAGGGAGAGGAGAAGGAGGAGGAGGGUGAGAAGGAGGAGGUGGGGAAGACGGAGGAAGGGGAAAAGGAGGAGGAGAAGGGUGAAGGAGACAAGGAGGGGAAGGAGGGGGAUAAGGCCGGGGGGAAGGAGGGGGAUAAGGGGAGGCAGGGGGAGAGCAGGGAAGGGUGUCGCCGUGUGAGUUGGCAGAGGCGGUGCUGCGGCAUGCCAAGGCCACCCAGCAGUCAGCCACUCGGUGGGUGUGGGGUAGUGGGUGUGGGGCAGUGGGUGUGGGGCAGUGGGUGUGGGGCAGUGGGUGUGGGGCAGUGGGUGUGGGGCAGUGGGUGUGGGGCAGUGGGUGUGGGGCAGUGGGGCAGUGGGUGUGAGGCAGUGGGUGUGGGGCAGUGGGUGUGGGGCAGUGGGUGUGGGGCAGUGGGAGUGAGGCAGUGGGUGUGGGGCAGUGGGUGUGGGGCAGUGGGUGUGGGGCAGUGGGUGUGGGGCAGUGGGUGUGGGGCAGUGGGUGUGGGGCAGUGGGUGUGA
Molecule: messenger RNA, 972 nt
Organism: Closterium sp. NIES-65
Lineage: Eukaryota; Viridiplantae; Streptophyta; Zygnematophyceae; Desmidiales; Closteriaceae
Source: the annotation of a GenBank genome assembly